GAGUGGCAUCAUGGUGCGGCCAUUUUGUUAGCUAUCGUUGAGGUUACAGGGGCUAGCUACUUUGCUCUGACGGUUGAGUGCUUCAAUUUCAGUCAAUGAGUGAAGUUGACGAUUUUUUUCUUUGGGAGCAACAUUCUACCACACGCUGACAGACAAGAGGAGAGCGUACGUGUUUGCUGGUACCGCGCUAAACCGGAUGACCAUUCAUAUUUGAGUUUGCUAGCCUGUUAGCUCAACCGGCUAACUCAUCUGCGCGUGUCGUCAGAUGAAAUUAAAACACACGGCUUUCAUGACCAACGCUCGUUUAAUACCAUAGAGCUGUGACUUGCGUUUUUCACAUAGUUUGUGACUGACUGCUCUUGGACGUCGUUGCUUUGCCUGGUUAGCAUAGCUACUUUUAAGCGAGGAUCAACGUUUCAAACUCGAGUGCAUCAUCCCGGGGUUAGCUGAUACUAACUCUGAGCUCCGUCAGCUGAUAGCUUGUGGACCAGCACUCAGUCUCUCCGACCAUGUCGGAGCUAUACAUCCGUGUGGCUGAGGAUGAAAGCGAGGAACCCAUGGAGAUUCCCUCUGAGGAUGAUGGGACUGUUUUGCUGUCGUCGGUGGCGGCUCAGUUUCCAGGGGCGUGCGGGCUGCGCUACAGGAACCCGGAGUCCCAAUGCAUGAGGGGAGUCCGGCUGGUGGAGGGUGUUCUGCAUGCACCUGAGAACGACUGGGGAAGUCUGGUCUACGUCGUCAAUUAUCCCAAAGACAACAAAAGGAAGAUGGAGGAAAUAGAUGCUGCUUCCGCCGUUAAAGUUAAGAGGGGCUUUCAGAAGACAUCAGAUCUCAUUGUCCUCGGGCUGCCAUGGAAAACGUCUGAACAAGACCUGAAAGACUAUUUCAGUACCUUUGGGGAGGUCAUCAUGGUGCAGGUCAAGAGAGAUGCAAAAAAUGGCAACUCAAAAGGAUUUGGAUUUGUCCGUUUCACUGACUAUGAGACACAAACCAAAGUCAUCGCACAGAGACACAUGAUUGAUGGACGGUGGUGUGAUUGCAAACUUCCUAACUCGAGGAUGUGUCCUGAUGAGCCGAUGCGGAGCCGUAAAAUCUUUGUUGGCCGCUGCACAGAGGACAUGACACCUGAUGACCUGAGGCAGUACUUUAUGCAGUACGGUGAAGUCACCGACGUCUUCAUCCCUAAACCUUUCCGUGCUUUUGCAUUUGUCACGUUUGCCGACGAUCAGGUCGCCCAGGCCUUGUGCGGAGAGGACUUGAUCAUCAAGGGUGUCAGCGUUCACAUCUCCAAUGCAGAGCCCAAACACAAUAAUAGUAGGCUAAUGAUGGAGCGCGCGCGGUUUGGGGCUGGUGGGUUCAGUCAGGGUUAUGGCAGUAAUCGUGGUGGGCUUGGCAGUGGUAGCAGUGGGGUUAACUUUGGGGCUCUCGGUCUAAACCCGGCGAUGGUGGCUGCUGCCCAGGCAGCUCUGCAGAGCAGUUGGGGAAUGAUGGGAAUGCUGGCUAACCAGCAGGGCCUGACCACAACCGCCGGCACAGCCACUACAACCCGAGACCAGACCUAUAGCUCUGCUAGCACCAGUUUCAGCAGUCCCAGCUCAGCUAGCCUCGGCUGGGCUGCAGGCACUAACGCAGCCUCCAACAGUGGCUUCAGCUCUGGCUUUGGCACAUCUAUGGAGUCCAAGUCUUCUAGCUGGGGAAUGUAGAUAGUUUAGAGUUGACCUUUCUUUUCAUUUGUUCUUCUUUUAACCCCCCCCCCCCUAAUUUGGCCACUCUGGUAAGUAUACCUAUAGGGGGCGUCUGCUUAUCUUUUUCAGUUUUUUUCUUUUCUUAUUUAAAAAUACACUGCCUUUUUAUUUUGGUAAAGAGGAUAUUUGUACUUGCAUGUGAUGAAUGAUGCAGUCCUGCACUUGGUGGGUGAAGAGUUCAGUUAGUUAGACAAAUUUGCCACACUACAUUUUGUUUUUGAGGAAAUUGUUUCACAGAGAUAAUCAAGCAUGCGAGACAAAUAUUUAAACGUGCACGGGUAUUUGAAGUGCUUGUCGGCCCCUCAUAAAGUGGGCUUGAUAUGAUUAUGAUUGUGUGUCUUUAAAGCAGUUGAUUGCAUCUUUUUGUUUGUUUUUUGUUUUGUUUUGAAAAACGCCUUCAUGAAAGUUUCUUCUGCAGUUCACCAACUCUUUCCCAAUUUCCCCGGAGGAAGCGCCUCAUUGGCAGCAAUGUUCGACAGAUCUCGGUAUCAGUUCCCCUCCUCCCAUGUGUAAAUGCUUUGUCAUCAAAGAGCACAGCUUCACUCUGCAUAUACUGUAUUAGACGGUGGGUGUUCCUUUUUUUCCUCUCCCCUUUUCUUGGAUAUAGAAUGAUGUCUGCUCUUGUCGCUUUUUGAGAUCAGUGAAUGGGAUUGGUGUUGGACGGAGUGAGAGUGCGAGCGGGAGAUCAAACUGAAAGGAGGCGCGUAUGAGAGACUGAUUGCAGUUUUUUCUUUUAAGACAAAUGCCUGUGAGAUUUCAAAGGCCUGUGACUUUGUGCGAGUGUGAGAGGCAGAAGAACGUACGAGUGUGUUCCUGAGUGCAUCACAAGGACAUUAAUUGUGUCUUGAGAGGUCUCUGUUUUUCUGUCAUCCAUAAUACUUAACACAAUGAAAUGUCAAGUGCAAUGAGUAUUUGUAUCCUCUUUUGGCUUUAUCUUUCUGUCUGGUUUGAUGUGAAAGCUGUGUCUGCUUGCGUUUUUUAUUUUUUUCUUGUUGUGACCACCCUCUGUGUGAAAAUGUGACCGUUAGUGGAGUCUGUGUGUUGAGGGGGAAAAACUGAAAGUGUGUUGAAGUUUGCAAGUGAACCCAGAGUUUGAUGUGGUGAAUGUUUGACAAGUUCCCACUGAAAGUUUGUGUUUGAAGUGGUUAUGAAUGCAUUUUCUAUGUUUUGUGAAAACCAAGGGAAGUCUGAAAUAAAAUUGAGUUUGACUAGGUAUAA
This is a messenger RNA of Solea solea (common sole), 2960 nucleotides long. RefSeq names its product TAR DNA binding protein a (gene tardbpa). Gene Ontology annotation, biological process: regulation of gene expression. Gene Ontology annotation, molecular function: RNA binding. Gene Ontology annotation, cellular component: nucleoplasm. The record is from RefSeq and is a predicted model, not a curated record. Bases 510 to 1700 code for a protein of 396 amino acids. The transcript is spliced from 5 exons. NCBI's taxonomy places the organism in Eukaryota, Metazoa, Chordata, Actinopteri, Pleuronectiformes, Soleidae.